AAAUAAAUAUUAAGUGCUGAACUACAAACAUGUCAGCGCCCAUGAAAACGAAAAUGCAAUCAACUUUAUUCAAAUUAAAUAUUUGGCAAAGAUUGUGUUCAUAUAGAUGUUAUUCAACACUUAAGAAGAACAUUAAUGAUAUACUUAACCAGUCAUGUGAAAAUGGAAAGUUGCCAGUUUCAACUGAGGGUUGGAUAAAAUCAUUAAGAAAGCAAAAGAAGUUCACAUUCUUUCAUUUGAAUGAUGGCUCAAGCAGUACAAGUCUUCAAGUUGUAAUUGAUUCACAGCUAUGUGACAGGUUGAUAUCAACUGGUUGUAGUGUACAUGUUGAGGGUGACCUUGUCAAAAGUCAUGGUCAAGGUCAAGCAGUAGAGGUUCAAGCUUCUAGUGUCAGGGUUAUUGGACAAUGUGAUAAUGAUGAAUACCCACUGAAGGCAAAGAGUAAUUAUACAGUAGAAUAUACUAGGCAACUUCUUCAUCUUCGACCUAGGACAGAACAUCACAGUAACCUACUCAAGCUUAGAAAUACAGCCUCUAUGGCUGUCCAUAAAUACUUCCAGGAUCAAGGCUAUCUGUUCAUACAUACACCAAUUAUAUCUUCUAAUGACUGUGAAGGGGCUGGAGAAACUUUUUCUGUUGAGACAGAUGUAUCAAAAUUACCUAUACAAGAAGACAAACCAGAACAGACCAAUCAAGAUAGUAAAUCUUUCUUUGGACAUCCUGCUUACCUGACAGUAUCUGGCCAGCUGCAUUUAGAAGCAGCAACAGGUGCAUUUAGAAAAGUAUAUAACUUUGGUCCAACAUUUAGAGCAGAGAAUUCAGUAGGCAGACAUCAUUUAGCAGAGUUUUACAUGAUAGAAGCGGAACUUGCUUUUACAGAGACACUUGAAGAUAUAAUGAAGGAAAUGGAAAGUCUGGUAAAGCACACAUGUUACACUAUGAUAGACAGUCAUGAGAGUAUAGUAGACUAUUUCUGGAAAUUGUCGAGUCAUUCUGAACAAAAGUCUAUAUCUACUAGACUUAUUGAAUCAAACUUUAUAAGGAUGACAUAUUCAGAAGCUAUCAAAGUAUUGGAAAGAAAAAAUGAUAUAUUUAAGUUUAAAGCUUAUUGGGGUUGUGAUCUACAAAAAGAACAUGAGAAGUAUCUGGUGAAACAUUGCAACAAUGUUCCUGUAUUUGUUACAGAUUUCCCAGCCUCCCUUAAACCAUUUUAUGCUAGAAGAAACAGUGAGGAAAAUACAGUAGCUGCUGUAGAUUUACUGGUACCGGAAGUUGGUGAGCUGUUUGGAGGGAGUCUUAGAGAAGAAAGAUAUGACAUAAUCAAGUCAAGAUUAGAUGAUCUACAACUAACAGAAUCUUAUCAAUGGUAUCUUGAUUUAAGAAGAUAUGGCAGUGUAACACAUGGUGGAUUUGGAAUGGGCUUUGAGAGACUUCUUCAGUGUUUUCUAGGAAUAAAUUCUAUAAAAGACACUAUACCUUUUCCUCGAUGGAUCCAUCAUUGCUCAUUAUGAUCCAGUAUUAAUUUAACUUACAUUAUCAUAUUAACUUACUAUAGACAUGGUAUCUUGCCUGCAAUUAACAUUGACAUGUAUCAGUACUGAAACAUGUUAUUAAUUUAUUAAAUGUAUAAUAUGCUAGAUCUGUAACAUAUAAGUAUGUCCCAAUCAUUUGCCUUGGCUCCUGUCAGGGAUCAUAAGCUGAAACAAGAAUACAAUCCCCUGAACUGAUUAAAAAGUGUGUAACAAUCAUUGAUGAUUACUUUGAUCAAUCUUUAUUGUUAAUUUAUUAUAAUAAUAAUCGUGUUACAAAAAUCUAGUAAAUAUAUGUAUUGUUUUUAACUUUAUUUUAAAAUAUUGAAAGAUGUUCAUAGAUGUAGUGUGUCAAAUGAUUUUCCAAGUUAAUUUUCAAAUUGAAAUCUUAAUUGUUGAUAAUUGCAAUUAUAUUUGUGUAUGUUUAUGAAAGCUAUAUAUGCAGAGACUACAUAGUGUUGUGUUGAAUCUCAUUUUAUGUUCAAACUUUAGAUAAAUAAGAUAAAUAAUUAUAUACAGAAAAAUAUAUGUAAUAUGUUUUCAUUUUUAAACUUCGCUUCAAAAGGAAGGUGGUAUUAGUUUAGUUGAAACAUAAUUGAUUGUACUGAAAAUUUGAAGCUUACUAUGAUAUUUCAACUAUUUUCCAAUCCGUCUCAUCGAUUCCUUUGAGAAGCAUUGGGAUUGUCUAUACCCAAGUACUGCUCGAACCCACAAAAAUAACUACUCCGUUUUUAGCUCGACUAUUUGAAGGAUAUGGAGAGCUAUCGUACUUAACCAGACGUUGGCGUCACUGUCACUGUUUGAUAAGAUUUCCGUUUCCAAAACUACCGGAGGGAAACUUUCUUUACUUGUUUGAUAGCAUAAUAGGUCACUUUUCCAGGCUCAUAACUUUAAAAUGAAUUUUGACGGAAUA
Ruditapes philippinarum (Manila clam) is the source of this 2442-nucleotide messenger RNA. RefSeq names its product probable asparagine--tRNA ligase, mitochondrial. Gene Ontology annotation, biological process: asparaginyl-tRNA aminoacylation. The record is from RefSeq and is a predicted model, not a curated record. The transcript has 12 exons. Gene Ontology annotation, molecular function: asparagine-tRNA ligase activity; ATP binding; nucleic acid binding. Gene Ontology annotation, cellular component: mitochondrion. Lineage: Eukaryota; Metazoa; Mollusca; Bivalvia; Venerida; Veneridae. The coding region runs from base 30 to 1511 and encodes 493 amino acids.